CUGCUCCCCUGUAGGCCGAACCGCCAAAGAGCCCUUAUUAAUCCUCCCUGCGCGUGCCGUCUUCUUCGUCUCUCUUCCUCAAAUUCCCCAGACCAACCAAAGGACUCUUGUCUAAUCUUCUCGCCCGCAUUGCUCCUGUGAAACCGCGGCAGAUCCAUGGCAACUUUCGGGCCGAAGAUGGCGCAGCUGCAGUCCAAGGCGCUCGAGGCGGCGAUGCUCGCGGCCAAGCACGGGAAGCAGCUGCAGUCCAAGGCGUUCGAAGCGACGAUGCAGGCGGCGGAGCAGGGGAGCGCCUACCAGAAGCAGCUGCAGGCCAAGGCGUCGGAGGCGACGAGGUUCGCCGCCGAGCAGGGGUCCGCGUACCAGAAGCAGCUGCAGUCCAAGGCGUGCGAGGCGACGAGGUUCGCGGCCAGGCAGGGGUCCGCCUACCACAGGUCGCUCAUGGAGAGGAACAAGCAGUACGUCGUCGACCCGCCCACCGUCGAGAAGUGCCGGGAGCUCUCCAAGCAGCUCUUCUACACCCGCCUCGCCAGCCUUCCUGGCCGUUAUGAGUCUUUCUGGAAAGAAGUUGAUGGCGCAAAGCUCUUGCUGACAAACAGAAAGAACCUGAAGGUUGAGGAUUUGGGGGUUGCUGCGUUGUUUGGCAUUGAGUUGUAUGCAUGGCUUUGCACCGGUGAGAUCAUAGGUAGAGGAUUUACCCUCACUGGGUACGAUGUCUGAUCGCUGAUGCCUAGCAUUAGCAGCCACAUUAUUAUUCUACAUUUACCAUCGGAUAUUAUGUUAAAUGUUAGGUGAUCAAGUUUUUCCUACUUGAUGUGAAGUUUUGUUUUAAAUUUUGAUCUUGCUACUGAACAGACUAAAAAGAUUAGAUUUCAGGCUAAAUGUCUUUUAUCCUCGUCAUAUCCUGUGAUGGAAAAUCGGACACAAACUUUUAUAUUCUGUACGUGUCCUUUGUACUAGAUGCUGGUAGUGAUUUUUUUA
This is a messenger RNA of Lolium perenne, 981 nucleotides long. RefSeq lists its product as uncharacterized. The record is from RefSeq and is a predicted model, not a curated record. Gene Ontology annotation, biological process: proton motive force-driven ATP synthesis. NCBI's taxonomy places the organism in Eukaryota, Viridiplantae, Streptophyta, Magnoliopsida, Poales, Poaceae. Gene Ontology annotation, molecular function: proton transmembrane transporter activity.